GCCUUCGGGCUGAGCUCCGGCGGCGGGGAGAAGUCUUCCUCUCUUCUGAGGGACUCAGGGGCCGCGUGUUCUCGUCCCGCCCAACUGAGUAAGUACAGGAGCGGCUGAGACUGUUGUGUUCAAGCGGCCCGCCAUGGCUGAAGCGUCCUCACUAGUCCGACUGAACUAUGACCAAGACUGCGAGGACGCUGUCAACAGCCAUAUCCAGCAGCAGCUUCAGGCCUCCUUUGUGUACUUGUCUAUGGCCUCCUGCUUUGACCGUGAAGACGUGGCCCUGGAGAAUUUAAAGCGUUUCUUCCUGAGCAAGUCACAGAGAUGCAAGGCCAGUGCCGAGAUGUUCAUGCUCCUGCAGAAUAAGUGUGGAGGCAGCAUCGUCCUUCGUAACAUCCCAAGACCGGACCACGACAGUUGGCAUGGGGGCAUCCACGCCAUGGAGUGUGCCCUCCACAUGGAGAUGACCAUCAACCAGAGCCUGCUGAACCUGCAUGAAUUGGCCAAGGGAAAAGGCAGCACCUACCUCUGCGACUUCCUAGAGAAUCACUGUCUGGAUGAGCAGGUCCAAGUUCUGAAGGAGAUGAGCAGCAAUCUGAGCAGCCUGCGCCAGAUGGAGGAUCCAGAGAACGGCUUGGCUGAGCACCUCUUGGAAAAGCUCAGCCUGUCCUAAAGCCUCCAGUGGACUGGACUGGGAUGUCCCCACUGCCAUGGGAUCUUCCUCUGGUCAUCACACCUGAUGUUCAUGUUGCUUUUGAAGCAAG
Peromyscus leucopus (white-footed mouse) is the source of this 755-nucleotide messenger RNA. RefSeq names its product ferritin heavy polypeptide-like 17. The transcript has a single exon. The record is from RefSeq and is a predicted model, not a curated record. Gene Ontology annotation, molecular function: ferric iron binding; ferrous iron binding. Lineage: Eukaryota; Metazoa; Chordata; Mammalia; Rodentia; Cricetidae. Gene Ontology annotation, cellular component: cytoplasm. Gene Ontology annotation, biological process: iron ion transport; intracellular iron ion homeostasis. The coding region runs from base 134 to 664 and encodes 176 amino acids.